Dermacentor andersoni is the source of this 1307-nucleotide messenger RNA. RefSeq lists its product as uncharacterized. The record is from RefSeq and is a predicted model, not a curated record. Lineage: Eukaryota; Metazoa; Arthropoda; Arachnida; Ixodida; Ixodidae.
CGGACCAGUGGCGCUGCCCCGCACAACAGCCGCAACCUCGAGCACGACCCAAAGAACCAGCAACCAGCACAGCAACAGUCACUGCCGUGCCAUAGCGAACCAACCCCGGGGGUCCCUUUCUUUCACACCGCUCGAGGUGGUCCUCCCAGGGUCUUCCUGACUAGCCCGGUACCUGAUCGCGCGAACGAGAGGACACCCCGACAAUACCGCCACCUCCACCCCACCGACUUCAGAUCUCGGGACUCGCAGACCCUGUACAAGUGUGGAGAUGACGUCAUCGUCGAGCAGACGCCUCCUGGUGGUGGCCGGAGUCACGCUGUGGCUGGCCUGCCUGUGCGUGAGCGCGUUGCCUAAUGAGACAGGUUCGAAGCCUGGCGUCACGGCCAGCGAGUCCGUGGCCGCGCCGGUCAUCGGCGGAGCACCGCCGGCGUCUCGGAGAGCACCUCGCCUCGACGAGCGCAAGUUCAAGUACGACGCGGACCCCAAGAAGGAGCUGACGCAGUUCAUGAAUACCAAGAACCUGGUCAAGACGCUCGUCAAACUCGUCUUCGGCAGUGACGAAGAGAGUGCGGCCACGUCCAGGCAAGGGCAGAUCCUGAACCUGCUGGUGACCGUGCUGGACAUGCUGAAGACGACGUUCGGCAACCGCGCGCGGUCGUCCACGGCGCGGGGAUUCCGCGGUGCGUUGGACGACGCAGCGCUUGCGGGAACGACCAUGCUCAAGGGCUUCGUCAAGUCCGUCAUGACCAAGGACGACAACUGCAUGCAGCGAUACCUGUGCGAAGCCAGCCGGGACGCCGUCAAAGAAGCGCACGAGGUCGGCUACCUCGUGGCGCAGUUUGGAGGGUACGCGGCAAGUUACGCACUGCAGGCCCAGAAGGCGGCUCCGAUGACACGCAGCUACAAUGCCACCCGGAGCGGCCGCAGCGGCGAGGACUGUUUCAACCUCUACAGCGCAUGCAACGAGACCGACUGAGGGACAAUCACACGCAUCCGUCACCGGCCGGUACCGGUUAUCAUCGUUCCCAUCAUCCACCACCACCGCCACGAGCGCCCCCGUGUGUGUGUGUUCUUCUUUUUUUUACUCCUUCCUGCAAGCCUCAGUUUUGCCUGUCCGCGCCACCCACGAUUAUUUAUAGCAUUCGCGAAAGCCGCACGACCGCCGCGCCCCCUAUACCACGACGCUGGAACAACCGGGGCGGCAGCCGUGCACUUGUUCUCUUCUUCACCCGGUACUCUUAUGCACAGCAGACGCACCCUCCGAGAAUGACUUCAUCAAACUCAUUAAAACAACAUUCAAAAAAGCU